Messenger RNA from Phoenix dactylifera (date palm), 2291 nucleotides. NCBI's taxonomy places the organism in Eukaryota, Viridiplantae, Streptophyta, Magnoliopsida, Arecales, Arecaceae. The record is from RefSeq and is a predicted model, not a curated record.
AUGGUUGGUAGGGUUGCACAUGGGUCAGAACCAGUUUAUGUUUCUUUCCAUGAUGAAGAAUGGGGAGUCCCCAUUCAUGAUGACAGAAAGCUGUUUGAGCUGCUUGUUUUGUCUGAAGCAUUAGCUGAAUUCAGCUGGCCAGCUAUUCUGAACAAGCGAGACUUGUUAAGGAAGUUGUUCAACGAUUUUGACCCAUGUUCUGUCGCUCAAUUCGCUGAAAAAAAGAUUCCUUCACUCAAAUCAAGUGGCAGCACUUUGUUAUCAGAACAGAAGAUGCGGGCAGUUGUAGAGAAUGCAAGGCAAAUGCUUAAGGUGAUUGAGGAAUUCGGUUCUUUUAACAACUAUUGCUGGAGUUUUGUGAACCACAAGCCGAUCAUAAAUGGAUUCCGCUACGCCCGUCAAGUGCCUGUCAAGACUCCCAAAGCCGAAGCCAUGAGCAAGGACCUGAUGCAAAGGGGCUUCCGCUGUGUUGGACCAACUGUGAUCUAUUCUUUUAUGCAAGCAGCAGGCAUAGUUAAUGACCAUCUUUCUAGCUGCUUCAGAUUUGAAGAAUGCAUCGGUUCAUGCUCUAAAGAAUCCAGGACGAACACUGAAUCGAUGACAUUGGGAAAAGGCUUGACCAAGAAAUGCUCAUUACAGGAUUAAGCGAGCAUUUAUCAAGCAGACUGCACUUAACAAGUUCAGUUCAGCAGGUAUCUGUUUUUGGCUGUAUCAUCUCAGCUGUUUUUGUAUCACUAAGGUGUUAACAAACACUUCACUCUAAGCUAACAAACUUCCAGAAUUUGUAAUACAAGCUAAUCUGAUUAAAUCCAAACCUUCUGUUUUCUGAAUAUAUCCUUCUGUGUCAUCAUAGAUCCUUAUCAGAUCCGACAUCCUUUUCAUGGAUUAUCAUGAUUAUCUUGGACCACAAGAAGGUGAUAAUAUCUAUUUUCUUAUCACUUCAUAUUAAUAUCAUGAUGGAUAUCAUUUUACACUGAUUUAUAAAGUUUUCUCCAUUUUCAAUAUUUUGGUGUCAUGUUUUCGUUAUCAUUGCACCAUUUGCAAAGCUGGCCACAUGUGGAUCCCUGUGAUUGUUUACUUGGGCAUGGUAGAUUUUCUUUGGGGUGCCCCUUCAUUCAUUUGUUCCUACAAAGAUGCUGACCAUGGCAUCCAUGGCACUUUUAGUUGAUGUGGCCCUUUCAAGUGGGUCCAUCUAUAAUUUUGGGGAAGUGGGGGGUUUCUGCUGCGUUCGGUAGACGAGCGCAUCAUACAGUGAAGGGUCAGCAAACUACAGCACGCCUACCACACACACCUCACAUGGAGAGGGGCCCUUGAAAUUUUUCUGGUGCCCUUUUGACCCAACAAGGCAUCCUCCACAAACCUCAUCACCUUUGAAUGAGAACCAAACCCAACCCUUAAUCAUUUAAUGGAAUUUGAGGUCUGCCCCAGCAACUAUUUCAACCUUGUCACCAAAAUCUAACAAAAACACUACAUCUCUGACUAAUCUCCACAAUUCAAAAAUAUAUUGCAUACUGUCUUAAUCACAAGAAAACACAACAUACAAUGUCCUGUCAGAAGGCCUUCUUGUUAAGAUAAGGUUGGCAGCUCUGACAUAUAUAUCUUGGUAGAAAUUGGAAGAUUUUCCUGGACCUUUUACCCACAGGGUGAAGCAAGUCAUGCCAUCUUCCAUCUAAAAGCUUCACUUCACAUUAGUUCCUCCCAAGGACAGGCACAGAAAUCUACUCAUUUUAGUGGAAAAUUAGGUUAUGCAGAGCCAGACACCUACUCACAUAAAAGCCAUGGCCACUCCCACUGGUAGCUACAAAAAGCCUACUAAUAUUAACAUUGGAAUGCACUCAUGUAAUCACCCAAGGAUGACAUAAACCUUCAUGAUCUUAGAGUGCUGAUGAGACACACACCUCAAACGUCUAGGUUAGCAGACAGAAAAUUUUCAUAUCAAGAUUCUGUUCUCAAAAUCACUCGAGGUAUUUACAGCCUUUGGAAACUAGAGGUUCGCAUGAACUUCUUCCACCUGCAAUCGCUGUGCCUGAAGCAAAUGUCCACAACAUCCCACAUGGAUUGUACUGAUAAGAAAGAAGAAAGAACGAUCUAAUUCCCCAUGGGUUUUUAGCAUUUACAGCGACAGCAGCAACACCAUCAACUACAGCCAUGAAAUUUACUCAUCAGCUAUUGCCACCAAAACCAGUAGCUCAUAAAACAUUUUGAGCUUAGAAGUAAUGAAAGAACAAAUCUUUCUGCGUUCAUGACCAUGUUACUGGAAGCCAACAAAAGAAAAAAAUGAGGCAAGAAAA